CCGAAAAAUCAGUAUAUGUAAAAAAUAGCUGGCCAAAAAAACUUGCAAUGAAAAUAUUCGACACAUGUCAGCAUACGUCAGCACAAAGUCAUACACGAAUAAACCAAAGUUUAAAAAGAUAAACAAGUGAAACCGUAUUAUGAGUUGACGACGUAAUGAAACGAUUGCAGGAAUAUUUAUGCUUACUCAGCUUUUGUUUUGCCUCUAUUGUUCAGACGGCAGAUCAAACUCAUCCACCCAGGGUAGACAUUGGAAUAAUACUUGAUACAAGCUCUGAUAUGACUCAUAAUGAUCUUGAAAAAGCGAAAGAAAUGUUGACAACCUUACUUGAUAAAUUUAGUAUCUCGCCAGGUACAACCCGUGUUGGACUUUAUACCAUAAGCGACAAACAGGUGGAACGUUUUCAUUUCAAAACUCACGUUAACCGGAAAUGUUUGUUUAAAACAAUCAGACGAUUGAAAUAUACGGGGGAGGAUAAAUCAUAUGACUUUCCGAACCAAAUAGACGAAGCUUUGAAAGAUUUUGAAGUUAAAAGUAGAGAAGUUAUUGACCAGCAGAAAAUGUAUUUAUUUGUUACGAGUGCUGCUUCCAAAACAGAUGCACUGCUCUCCAGUCUCAGAAAAAAUUCAAAUAUCAAAAUGGCGCUCUCUGAUGUUUUGGGAAUUGUUUCCAUAGUAACAAGGGAUAAUGGUGUUAAUAGAACAAAAGAGAACAAGAUAUUGCUUUCUGAGAAAAAUUACAAACAAAAAGAAAAAAAGCAGACCGGAAAAAAUUUUGUGCAUUUUAUAGAAUACAACAAAAAGAGUGAUAUUUCGCAGGUUGUUGAAAAACUUGGAUUACCGUUACGUUCGUAUACAUCAUGUCAUGCCCAGGGUACGACACGUGAUGAGUGCAAUCGCGAAUGUCAAUGUGUCAACGGAAAACUAACCAACUGUUAUCGCGUUCGUCAAGAAUUCACUGCCAUGACAACCGAAGAACGACGUCGGUACUUAAAGACGUACAAAACAUUGACGAUAACGCCUCCAUAUAAAGGAAUAUACGAAAGGUUCAUUUUCAUGCACUAUAAGUACUUCUGUUGGGGUAUCCACACACGUGAAUACUUUCUACCAUGGCAUAGAUGGUUCAUCUCUGAGAUGGAGGACCUUCUUAGACAAAUCGAUUGUCGUGUGACCCUACCAUAUUGGGACUGGUCACACAUGAGUAAUAAUCCCUGGGAUCGUAAAAGUUUAUGGAGAGCAACCGAUGAUGGUUUAGGCGGAAACGGAAACAUGUACAGAGGCUAUUGUGUACAAAAAGGAAUAUUCCGCGAGUCGGAGUGGGAGCUACCAUAUUGGGAAGAUCCGAUGGACAUCAUUUUAAGCACAGUAGAUCAAAUUGAUGCGAAAAUUUCAAAACAAAGAGCUCACCUUGCGUUUUGUUUACGACGCGCAUUCAAAGGUCAUUCGCCCAGCGUAAAAAGCGUCCAAAGAACUUUAGCUCUUCCAGCCAAACGAUUCAAAGAUUUUGAUAUUCAAAUACGACACAACUACCACGACAGGAUGCAUAACAUUAUCGGGGGCACAAUGUGCACCCAUUACGCUGGAGACACACCGGAAUUUUUUCUACAUCAUGCCUUCCUUGAUAAAAUAUGGUACAUGUGGCAAGCCAAAAGCCCGUCCCACAAAUUCGUGCAUUUCUUACAACGAAACACAACAAAAAUGAUGGGAUGCCCGCACACGCAACGCGAAUUAAUAGACUCACAUAAUUUGCCUCGAUGUAUCAAAGUAAGAUAUACUAAAUUUCCAUCUAGUAGACGAGAUAAGCGAAACAUGGAUGAUAUAGACGAUAUGGCCAGAACUUCUUAUAAAUUCUGGAACAAAUAUAUGAACGAGAGUUGGUAUGGUAAUUUUCCAGACUGUUCAAGAUCGAAGAAAGAAAAAGAAAGGGCGAAAUACUUACACAAAGUUCUAGACGCUCCCUAGCUAUAAUGAUUCUUAUCUUGGGCCAGCCAUAUUAACUUGAACAGAUUUGACUUGAUAAGUCAGAUUUGAUUAGUAGAUAGAAUUAGAUAUACGUAAUAUGCAGCUAAAGAUAAAGGCAAAAUGAUUAGCCAAAUUUCACAAAAUUUUAGACACAAAAAACAAUUGGCAUACAUAUUGCUUUCCAAGAAAAUGUUUUAUUAAAACUGAGGAUCAGAUUUGUUGAGGCGCGAAAUCAACCUAAAAUAUUUGUAGCCCAUACAUUCUAAAUUGGUACAGCUACCCCUAAAAGGGGUAAUAACUCGUGUA
Molecule: messenger RNA, 2267 nt
Organism: Hydractinia symbiolongicarpus
Lineage: Eukaryota; Metazoa; Cnidaria; Hydrozoa; Anthoathecata; Hydractiniidae
Exons: 3
Coding region: 156-1961 (601 amino acids)
Molecular function (GO): oxidoreductase activity
Source: RefSeq, a predicted model, not a curated record